CGAGUGAGACGAAGGAAGGAAGAGGAGAGAGGAAAAUAUCGAUUUACGGCAAGAAAACCGAAGGGAGUGUAAUUCAGGGGGGCCUUUUACCCUACGUGAACUAUUAUUAAAAGUGAGGUUGGGGAAAUAAGGCAGUUGAUAAAAGUGCGAGGUUAUCUGCGGAUAUUUUUUUACCUGUGUAUCCGCCGGUGAGGAGGGAGGACACGCCAAAGGAGAGAGGAGAAGAUGCUGUGAUCUGCAGGGAUGUAGAGAGACGGGGGAGAGUCAGGGAGGGGGAGGACUACGCUACGCUAAAAUAUGGUUGUUUUGCUAGGAAUUUCACCUCGAAAUAUUGUGAGAAUGCGGAGGCCGUGUGAUAAAUCUAACCGUUUGGCGUUGAACUUCCGGAGGAGUCGGUUUUUUUGACAGCGAGACGGCCGUUGGUCCAUCCGUUGAAGCUAAAGCUAGCCUCGCUGCUGUGUGGGAGAGCGGCGGCGAGGCUAAAAUAUAGCAUGUUGUUGCACCUGUGAAAGGCCUGACAGAGAGAAUAAAACAGAUUUAAUUAUCAGUGCUAACAACCAACUGGCGUAUUUUGACAUUUUGUUGGUUAGACACGACCAGCAAAUGAUAUAAAUCUUUCCAACCUACGUGGAAAAACACGUUAACGUUCCUCUAAUACGAUAAUUUUCUUAUCAAGCGUAAUAUCUACUUAACGUCAUUAUACAAAUAAGCUAAUGUACAGGAGUAAAACUCUUUAGUUUGUCAUGUUUAUCUUUAGGGUAGUGUUCAGUAUUUAACGCAUACAACAGCCUUGUAACUGGCUGUCAUCUCAGUUUCUCUUCUUCAACGUUAUACAUGUUAACUGUGCUUCAGAACAACUAUAUUUAGCUUUGUGUAUUAACCAGAUUUGGAUAAAGAAUGUUCAUGUAUCACCCAUAUGUCAGCACCAUUUUGCAGUUUUUAAGCAUUCACCCAGUCAGUGUAUCAGUAUUAUCACUGAAAUAAAAUCUGCUAAAUUGAGCACCAUCUUGUAACUGUAUAAGCUGUAUAAUAUCACAGUGAUUGCAAUAGCCACUGUGCAGAUAGAGUAGUGUGUUAGCCUCCUUCAAGAGCAGUAUGAGUAAGGAACUGUCUCUGAGUCAGUCAGCUCAAUAUGUUGGGCCCUACCGACUGGAGAAAACACUGGGGAAGGGACAGACAGGACUGGUCAAGCUCGGGGUCCAUUGUAUUACGGGUCAGAAGGUAGCGGUCAAAAUAGUCAACAGAGAGAAGCUGUCUGAGUCAGUCCUGAUGAAGGUUGAGAGGGAGAUUGCCAUUCUGAAACUGAUUGAGCAUCCGCAUGUGUUGAAGCUGCAUGAUGUUUACGAGAAUAACAAAUACCUGUACCUGGUGUUGGAGCAUGUGUCGGGGGGGGAGCUGUUUGACUACCUGGUGAAGAAGGGCCGGCUGACUCCGAAAGAGGCCAGAAAGUUCUUCAGGCAGAUCAUCUCUGCUUUGGAUUUCUGCCACAGUCAUUCCAUCUGUCACAGAGACCUGAAGCCUGAGAACCUGCUCCUGGAUGAAAAGAACAACAUCCGUAUCGCUGACUUUGGCAUGGCCUCCCUACAGGUGGGGGACAGUCUGUUAGAGACCAGCUGUGGAUCACCACAUUAUGCUUGCCCUGAAGUCAUACGGGGAGAGAAAUAUGACGGGCGGAGAGCAGAUGUGUGGAGCUGUGGGGUCAUCCUUUUUGCUCUACUGGUGGGUGCCCUGCCCUUUGACCAUGACAAUUUACGGCAGCUCCUGGAGAAGGUGAAGAGCGGGGUGUUCCACAUGCCCCACUUCAUCCCCCCGGACUGUCAGUCCCUGCUGAAGGGUAUGAUUGAGGUCAACCCCGAAAAGAGGCUCACGCUAGAGGCCAUCCAGAAACACGCCUGGUAUCUGGGUGGUCGUAAUGAGCCGUGUCCCGAGCAACCUCCUCCCAGGCGAGUGUGUGUGAAGCGAAUCUCUUCCCUGACGGAGCUGGACCCAGAUGUGUUGGACAGCAUGCACUCGCUCGGAUGUUUCCGAGACCGAGGCAAGCUCACGCGUGAUUUGCAAUGUGAAGAAGAAAACCAGGAGAAGAUGAUCUAUUACCUGCUGCUGGACAGGAAAGAGCGCUACCCCAGCUAUGAGGACGAGGACUUGCCACCGCGCAAUGACGUAGCAGACCCUCCUCGAAAGCGCGUUGACUCUCCGAUGCUGACGCGCCACGGCCGCUGUCGCCCCGAGAGGAAAAGCCUCGAGGUGCUCAGUGUUACUGAGCAGGGGUCCCCUACCCCGCCUCGCAGGGCCCUGGACACAGCUGCACACAGCCAGAGGUCUCGCUCAGUCAGCGGAGCAUCAACCGGUCUCUCCUCCAGUCCUCUCAGCAGUCCCAGGUCCUAUCAAAGCCCCAUCUUCACUUUCAGCCAAUCAGACGUCACCUCAGCCACCGCCACCCUCCUCUCAAAGGAGUCCAAACAGGGAAACGCCACCACUCCUCGCUCCGCACGGGCUCAUGAAAAGCCCAAAGCUCCCCCCAACCCAAAGACCCAGACCCUGCCCACCAAGGGACCGGCCGACCGACCCCACCUGCAGCCCAUCAAAUCCCUGCCUCUGCACAACCCAUCCUCCCGCUCACCCUCCCCUUCUCCGCUCCUGUCACCCAUCCCUCGUUUCUUCUUCCCCUCGUCUUCUGUCCUUAAGUCAGUGACUAAGAGCUUCUACCCAAACUCUGCCCACUCUGUGCCGCAGGUUACCCCCCAGGGCUCUCCGUUGCCCACGCCCUUGGGCACCCCUGUCCACCACCCUCACCACCCCUCCUCUACCCCGCCCUCCUCUUCCUCGUCCUCAUCCUCCUCGCGGGCGGAGGGAGGGGGAGGGGUGGGCUCUCUGUCGCUGACCCCGCCCUCCAGUCCCGGGGGGGGAAGCGGCAUGGCGGCCAGCAGCUCCGCCCACUGGAGGACCCGCCUCAAUUCUUUCAAGAACAACCUGCUGGGCUCGCCGCGUUUCCAUCGGCGCAAGAUGCAGGAAGUGGCGCCGCAUGGCACCUCAACUGCCGACCCCUCUUCAGCAAUGAAAGUUCCUACAUCAGAAGACAUGUCCAGUCUAACACCAGAAUCCAGCCCUGAGCUGGCUAAGAAGUCGUGGUUCGGGAACUUCAUCGGCCUGGAGAAGGAGGAGCAGAUCUUCGUCGUGAUCAGAGACAAACCUCUGAGUUCGGUCAAAGCCGACAUCGUCCACGCAUUCCUGUCUAUCCCGUCGCUCAGUCACAGCGUUCUUUCACAGACCAGUUUUCGGGCCGAGUACAAGUCCUCCGCCGGCCCUUCUGUCUUCCAGAAGCCCGUCAAAUUCCAGGUGGACAUUUCUUUUUCCGAAGGCGAGAGGGAGCGAGAGAGGACCGAGAGGGAGGGCAGGAGGGAGACAGGAAUCUACAGCGUGACGUUCACCCUCAUUUCAGGUCCGAGUCGCAGGUUCAGACGAGUGGUGGAAACGAUUCAAGCCCAACUUCUCAGCUCUCAUGAUCAACCCAUGGCGCAAGCCCUAUCUGAUCCCUUCCCAGAUGAGAAGAACGGCCGGCCCCACGGGACCCCCACCCGCCAAAACUCGAGGCGCUCCGAGGGUGGGGGCGACAGGUGCGAGUGGGGCGACCGGGCGGACGGAGGAAGCAUCGGAGGCAGCGGUGGGGUCCUGCAGCGCAGAGGCUCGGCGAAAGAGAGAACCCGACUGCUGUCCUCCAACGGAACCCAAUCCCAACCGUAGGAGAGAAGUGAGUCAGCGCAGCGGGAUGCCUGAACCACAGCGGGAAGAGACUUCAUCUCCAAGUGUCCCUGCAAGCCAUGAGCUACUCCUUUUCUUGCUUGACUAAGUUAUUCAAGGUGCAAGGGUUGAGUAUUUCUCUGUCACGCUUUUUUCCCCCCCCAACUCCACAUUGUUUUGAUCUUCUGGAUCUCCAGGAUUCCUACCCCUUAAAUGAGAAGUGUUAAGGAGUCACCCUUUAAGGGAAAAAAUAUAAAUGUGAAUGAGCAGUUUGGUAUCCCUCAUAGAUACAGCUUCACAGAUCCAACUAGGAAUUUUGAAGUGCUAAUGUGCAUGCCAGUUAGCAAAUCAGCCUGCUAAAGGAUGCUGAAAUGAUAGGCUAGUCUACCAUAUCGUCGUAAUACAGUAUCUGACACCAAAAAGAAGUAACAGUCUUGUGACGGUUCUCAAGAUUACUCUUUAAAUUAACCAGUGCGCUCAUAUCAUUAUCAAGCAACAUGCAGUCCAUACUGAAAGAAAUAUAGAUGUAUCUCUGCAGAAGAACCCUAAGAGUUAGCAACCUGCUCCCACGACAGUGAGGAGCUGAGCAAGAGGUCCUGAUUUUCUCAGGAGAAACUACAGCCUGGAACUCCAGCGGUGUCUUCUCCUGAGCUAAAGAAAACCAACCAAGUAAGCUAAGUAAGUGAAUGUGAAAAUAAAUAUUUUUUUAUUUAGUUUGUAUUUAUUGUUUACAUAUUUAUUUCGAGGAUGUCAGUAGCACAGUGACGGCAGUACAGACAGAAACACUCGACAGUGCCGGAGAGGGGACGUUGCUUUAAGAAGGCGUUAAAGUUCAAUGUUUUGAUUCUUUUUGUAUUUUCUUUUUACUCAGAGACAAUAUGAAACAAUGCAUCUAAGAUUUUCACGUUGGACCCUUGUUGCUCUGAACAAAAGUAUUUUUUGAUUUGAACAGAAAUAUGAACAUAACUAUAUGAAGAAAAAAAAAACAUUAUGCGUGAAUUGUUCCAUGAACCUCAUCCCUGCUGUUUGAGGCCAGAGUGAGAAGAGCAUUCCUGGCCUGUGGAUCAAACAGACGCCACCUUUCUCGUCAAGCUUGUCUCCUAUUGCCAUAGUAUUUAUGUACUGACUCAGAACAAAAUGAAAAGACAACAAAAAAAAACACAAAGGAAAUUCAUCAAUGGACAUUUUCAUGAUGCCGGACUCUAAAGGCUUGCGAUGUCAAUUCCUCGUUGUGCAGGACUUCAAAAUGGGAAGCAAGCAAAGAGUCUCCUCACCCCGGGAUCCUCACUUCUUCAGUGUUCACCAACAAGCCAAGUAGUCCAUCACUGCACCCACGCUCACCACCAGAGAGUCGCACCAUCCUGCAAGCAGACGUAGCAGCUCGGACAGUCACGUAUUCCUCCAGCACUCGAUCAGACUUGUCGAUGUUUUUCACCAGUCUUCCAUACAGCACAAUAUGCAACAAAAGUGCAGAAUGUUUUCAGAGAGACACACAGUGCUACAGUUAUGGUUAUUAUUUCGUUUUUUUAUAUUUAUUCACUAACGUAUCCAUCUAUUUAUUUUUUAUUUUUUUGGUCAGGUGGUUGAUUGUGUCAUGUAUUUGAUUAGAUUUAAUGCCAACAAAAAGCUAAUACAAGUUACCUAUUUCAAUUCUCAUUAUCACUGUUUUUUGAGCAUUACUGACAAGUUGCUCUCAUCUUACCUCUCUGAUGAUAUUUGUUAUGUCAACAUCAUAUUUAUCGCGCUUAUCUCUGGUAACGUGUGUGUGUGUGUGUGUGUGUGUGUGUGUGUGUGUG
This is a messenger RNA of Trematomus bernacchii (emerald rockcod), 5534 nucleotides long. Its product is annotated as serine/threonine-protein kinase BRSK2. NCBI's taxonomy places the organism in Eukaryota, Metazoa, Chordata, Actinopteri, Perciformes, Nototheniidae. Bases 1096 to 3741 code for a protein of 881 amino acids. Gene Ontology annotation, cellular component: cytoplasm. The transcript has 20 exons. Gene Ontology annotation, molecular function: ATP binding; tau-protein kinase activity; protein serine/threonine kinase activity. The record is from RefSeq and is a predicted model, not a curated record. Gene Ontology annotation, biological process: intracellular signal transduction; microtubule cytoskeleton organization; protein phosphorylation.